Molecule: messenger RNA, 1197 nt
Organism: Trichomycterus rosablanca
Lineage: Eukaryota; Metazoa; Chordata; Actinopteri; Siluriformes; Trichomycteridae
Product: zinc finger protein 271-like
Exons: 2
Coding region: 1-1197 (398 amino acids)
Source: RefSeq, a predicted model, not a curated record
AUGUGGAGAGAGGCUUCAUGUGAGAAGAGUUUUAACACACAGGAAUCUCUCAAAAAACACCAGCGCAUUCACACUGGAGAGAAAUCGCAUAAGUGCUCAGAAUGUGGAAAAAGUUUUAUUCAACAGACUAAUCUCAAAAGACACCAGCGCAUUCACACUGGAGAGAAACCAUAUCAGUGUUCACACUGUGGAAAAAGAUUUAUUCAACAGAUUAAUCUCAAAACACACCAGCACAUUCACACUGGAGAGAAACCGUAUCAGUGCUCACAGUGUGGAAAGAGUUUUAAUAGACAGAGUGAUCUCAAAACACACCAGCGCAUUCACACUGGAAAUAAACCGUAUCAGUGCUCACAGUGUGGGAAGAGUUUUAAUCAACAGAGUUCUCUCAAAAGACACCAGCGCAUUCACACUGGAGAGAAACCGUUUCAGUGCUCACAGUGUGGGAAGAGUUUUAAUGCAAAGAGUGAGCUUAAAAUACACUUGCGCAUUCAUAGUGGAGAGAAACCAUAUCAGUGCUCACAGUGUGGGAAGAGUUUUAAUACACAGAGUAAUCUCAAAAUACACCAGCGCAUUCACAUUGGAGAGAAACCGUAUCAGUGCUCACAAUGUGGAAAAAGUUUUAUUCAACAGAGUCAUCUCAAAAAACACCAGCACAUUCACACUGGAGAGAAACCGUAUCAGUGCUCACAGUGUGGAAAUAGUUUUAAUGAACAGAGUGAUCUCAAAACACACCAGCGCAUUCACACUGGAGAUAAACCGUAUCAGUGCUCACAGUGUGGGAAGAGUUUUAAUCAACAGAGUUCUCUCAAAAGACACCAGCGCAUUCACACUGGAGAGAAACCGUUUCAGUGCUCACAGUGUGGGAAGAGUUUUAAUGCAAAGAGUGAGCUUAAAAUACACUUGCGCAUUCAUAGUGGAGAGAAACCAUAUCAGUGCUCACAGUGUGGGAAGAGUUUUAAUACACAGAGUAAUCUCAAAAAACACCAGCGCAUUCACACUGGAAAGAAACCAUAUCAGUGCUUACAGUGUGGAAAGAGUUUUAAUCAACAGGGUAAUCUCAAAAAACACCAGCGCAUUCACACUGGAGAGAAACCAUAUCAGUGCUCUCAAUGUGGAAAGAGUUUUAAUCAACAGAGUGCUUUCAGAAGACACCAGCACAUUCACACUGGAGAGAAACCGUGUGGAAUCAGAUACUAA